Molecule: messenger RNA, 4065 nt
Organism: Aspergillus wentii DTO 134E9
Lineage: Eukaryota; Fungi; Ascomycota; Eurotiomycetes; Eurotiales; Aspergillaceae
Exons: 2
Coding region: 1-4065 (1354 amino acids)
Source: RefSeq, a predicted model, not a curated record
AUGUUCCGCCGUAAGAGGAGCUCUUCGCAUCAUCAGCCUCUCUCCACCAGUUCAUCGCAAUCUGCGCAGAGCGCGGCCACCCAUGCCUUUCUCAAAUCCCAACCCUCAUCCAGCAGUCUAUCGUCUGCUGCCGCUGCGACUGCCUUAAGGAGUCUCACGCCAACUCCGCAACCCGUGGAAAAUGUCCAGACCAAACGAAUGGUCCAGCGGCGGGCGUCCGUUACAUCGCAGACCAGUUUUACCCCUAGCCUUCGCUCCAACAGCAGAAAUGGCCUCCGUCGAAUCAAUAGCUCAAGUUCCAUGUCCAACCGGUCUUUUCGAGACCCGUCCCCCCGUCGACCUGCGACCAGCUCAGGCCCCGUUGGAGCCGUCGAUGUGGCCCCGCCGCUGCCUUCAAUUCCCCCGGAAUAUGCUGGCCGAAAGCCCCAGACUCGACGUUCCGUCAGCCUCGAUCCGCCAAUGCGAUCGACUCCGUCCCCGAGGCGUACGCAGAACCGUGGGAUAAGUGUUGACCCCGGAGUGAGGGCUUCAACUGGUCAAGCGUACAGUGGCCGGCUUAACAGUCUGACCACAGUCCCGGAACUCGACAAGGACUUGGAAAGAUCUGGGAGCAGAAACUCUAUCAAUUUUUCUUACCCGAUGGGUGCUCGACCUAGUCCACCACCGAGUCCUUACAAUAAGCGCGAUGGUUCUGCGGGAGCGUCAUUGGCUCAAUUGUCUCCAGCGGAAAUCUCCAAUAUUCAGAACCAGCCCCUCAAGAAGCCGACCAACAAGAAUUCAAAGGGAGCUUCUCCCCAAACUCCUGAGAAGGGCCACACGGUUGGGACUGCUGUCGCAGCGGCGCAGGCUGCCAUUGUGCCUAGCAAAGAGACCCCGAAUUUAAACACCCCUCGUUCUGCAGCUUCUCGCGACCCCACUGAUCAGAGGCCAUCACCGUCCCGCCCUGGCCCGAAUAAACGACCACAACCUACGGCCAUUGAAAAUCAUGAUGCCCGUGCGGAAUUGGGCACUUCGGGUGAAAUUUCUAGUCAAAAGCGUGCUGGUAGUGGUUCCCCAGUUGAUCGGUCGGUGCCUCAGCAAAAUGGAAAUCCCCGUACUGCCAACCCACCGAAGGAGCAUCUGACAGGCAGAGUCACACCUACUACCGAAGUGACGAUUGCGCCAUCACUGAACCAGGCUGUUGGUUCGUCGGGAUCUGACCGUUCUAUCGAGACGGAGCCUGGGCCUUCCACUCUGCAAUUGAACAGUAGCCCGGGUAGAUCUGCACGCUUCUCGAAUCGACUUUCUGUCACGGGCCUUGAUCAAUUGCACCAUCCUCCCCCGAGGUCGGUGUCUCCGGUCAAAUCUGCAAUGAAGCAGUCGAAUUCGCCAAAGGGCUCUUUGUCCCCAGAGAGACGAGUUGGAGUAGUUGUUCGCCCCGGCCCAGCGCUCAGCGAAAUAUCAGACGGCACUUCGGUGGCUUCAGAUGAGGGUUCCAGGCUGGGCGUCAGGAGAAAGCCUGUUAAAGUCAGCUUUGAUGACGAGGCCGAAAUUGUUGGUGUUGCGGCGAGCCCACCUACAUCACCUGAAGAAAUGUCCCCGGAAUCUCCCCCAGGCAAGUUCAAAGCGAAGAACAACUGGUUUGGUGUCGCAAAACGAAAGCCGCUUCUGCUGGACAAUUCCGGCAUGGAUGAUUUCGAUGAAGUGCUAAAGCCCCGGCCUGCGCUCCCUUCGUUUGGCAGUAUACGGGGGGCCAGGGAUACGGAGCAGCAAGGUGUUAUCAAGGAAGAGCCAAGUGACAACGAAUCUACUGCUUCGUCGAGUUCCAAUAUGGUGGUGCCAGGUUGGUCUCUUUCAAACGACCAUGCCAUUGGUGGUAUUCUAUCCAGGGCCCAGUCAGAGGAUGUUGAGGAGCGUAAAGAUCUUGACCAUGCGCCGCUUCCCGCAGUAAACGAAACACCUAAUGCCCCCAGCUAUGCGGAGAAACUCAAAGAAAAUCUACCAGCUGAGCCGACUCCACAGACAUUGGUGGUUGAGUCCGUGCCAGGGUUGGGAACAAACCCGAACUCGGAUGUGAAAGAGGAAGUAGCUACCACUGCGGAUUCGAAACCGUCCAUCCCCGCUAUUGCUGUCCAGCCCGCCACCCCAGGGAUUGAAAAGGAGAGAUCGAGUCUUGAGAUCUAUACUGUUCCCGGUGGAUUUCCUCGGUCCUCCAUGGAGUUCGAUCCCAAAGCUUCUGGAAAGAAAAAAGGCAAAAAAUCCCAUGAAAGGUCUGGUUCUGGAACCAGUGUCUCAUUUGAUGAGUCUGGCAUGUCGGUGCCAAAUGCCAAUCAUUCCGAUGAAGACUCUGGUGAUAGUAUUUACAGCGAUGCUGCUGAAGAUAUGGAAGGCGACGGUUUUGGUUCCAUCAAUGCCAUAGUGGAUAGUCGACAGGCUGCUGGUGCAGACCCAUUCAUUGCUACGAACGGCCCUACUGAGGUCGCUUCAAAUGGCAUUAUGCCUGAUAAGCCUGAUGCCACGGAUGAUACAGAUCAAAUCGGUCGCGCGGUGACCCCAGCACAAGGAGCAGCCAUUCCGGAUGUUGCGGAUUCUCCCGAGUCUCCCAAGAUGCCUCUGCCAUUUUCAUCGCCAUACCCACCUUUUCCAGUCAACAACAAAGGAGGUGUCGCGAGGUCAAACACCACCUCGAAGAAAGCCGGACGGCCCGUGUCGGUGGCUGCCCCCCGUGAACCUCUGCCACAAGCUACUCAGGGACCUGGUCAAGAGCGUAAGAAGAGGCCUGUGUCCAUGGGUCCAGUUUUCCACAAGACCAAGGACGUUGGCUUUGAUGAUGCCGGGCCACGUAUGAACGGAAGACGUGCCAAUUCCUUGGCGAGGCCAACGUCGAGUGGUAGCGAUUCGUCAAGCAGUUUCAAACGAACCAAUCGCUCGCCGAAAGGGGACUCACCACAUGCCAUGCGACGGACAAUGAGGGGAAAUGCUCAGAGUUCUCAAAUACAAUCACCCUCUCACAGUCCGACAUUGCCAACUGAACGACGGCCGAUGUCCUCGGGAUCUACUUCAAGCAAAGCGAUGCGAACAACUCUCCGAGGAAAUGGUCUUCAAAAUGGAAAGGCUUCGUUUUUCACCACAGGCAAACCGCCUCGGACGAAGAUAGCCAAGGCACCCACCACUGUGUGUUCUUUGUCACGAUUUGCCGACUCCGACGAUGAAGACGGUGGAAACCAGUCGCGGAAUUUCCGCAGUCGAUUUGUGGACUCGAGUGACGAGGAGGGACCAGCUACGAGCAACCUCCGCCCAGUUCGAGGCAUUCCCCGCCGUCAAGGUGCACAUGAUGGGGACUCAACUGAGCUGGAAGACAGCUCAGAUGAGGACAAGCGUCAAGGUGCACCGUCUACCCCCGCAAAAAAGCAAAACGGAACAGGCCCGACGGGCACAUCUCCAUUGGCUGCAGUGGCCAAAUCCCGCGGAGUGAGUGAACAGGAAUUGGAGGAGUUUCUUCACCAACCAAACCGGGGGCGAGUAUCGGGAUUUUUCAGUCGUCUCAGUAUCAAAAAGCCCAAAAAUUCCGACCAUAGGAUCCGCAGGUCUACUUUGGAAAGCCCGAGCAGACGCGAUACGCCCCUGGAGCGUUCGCGCCAGGAACUCGACCAAAUUCGAGAGGAGCCUCUGGGUACGGUAACAACCGUUACAUCCGAUAACGUCGACAACAACCAUUCACCAUCACCUUCCAAGCUUCUGAGAAAGGGCUCUCGCAGAGCGGGACCGGGCGAGAAGUGGCCGCUUGAACAGGACUCGAAGGACUCGGAAGCAGCAAAGACAAACGGGGUUCCGUUAGCCAACCGACAGCCUGAACGGCCUCGAACCGCAGAUGGUGUGCUCCGCAAUGAGAGUGCCAUGGUCAAUGGCACGAGUAACGGCAAUGGGACGGCUGCUAAAGAGCCAGAGAGUCCUCAUGCCCGGUCCAAUGGUGAAGGAUCACAUUUCGGCAAUCGCAACAGUACGGCAUUGGACGUGAUCAUUGAACCCUCUGGACGAAAGAAGCGGUUUCCCAUGCUCCGCAAGGCAUUUGGCCUGCGGAAUUAA